Messenger RNA from Bolinopsis microptera, 1722 nucleotides. Its product is annotated as damage-control phosphatase ARMT1-like. The record is from RefSeq and is a predicted model, not a curated record. Gene Ontology annotation, biological process: DNA damage response. The transcript has 7 exons. Gene Ontology annotation, cellular component: nucleus. The coding region runs from base 10 to 1314 and encodes 434 amino acids. Gene Ontology annotation, molecular function: phosphatase activity. NCBI's taxonomy places the organism in Eukaryota, Metazoa, Ctenophora, Tentaculata, Lobata, Bolinopsidae.
GCUUACAAGAUGGCGUCAAUAAUCAGCAGUGUGACAGGGUACUUUAAGAGCCCUGAAAGUCCUCAACUCUGUGGUCAGCUCAAAAAUACUUUCUGCUACUUAUCUAUCAGGGACCGGCACCCUAUCUCUAUCACCAAGAUAUUAGACCAGACAUUCAAGAUGGGGUGCAGUAACUCGUCUCUGGAACAGGACACUAAAUGUGUGGCAGCCAAACUUUCUCGGCUCAAAAGCAGAUUGCAAACUGAUAAGGAGUUGGAGUUAUUAGAAGGAGAGGGAGAGGAUGUGGAUAUUUGGAAUAACGCAGUGAAGCAGCUUCCUUCUGAUAGUAACACUUGGUUUACCGCUCCAUGGUUGUUUGUGGAAUGUUACAUGUACAGAGUUAUACACCAGGCAUUCCAGGAUACUGUCUCACUCACUUACCCUCACUACGAUACUUUUAGAGAGGAGAAAUGUAAAGGACUAGAAGACUCUCUAUCCAACAUGAGCAAGAUAGCCACCCUCCUUCUCAACCAAUCUACUGAUGCACCUGCUGCCAAGUUCCUAGCAGAUUUUAUCAAACUGUCCCUGUGGGGCAAUAGAGCCGAUCUCUCUAUACUCAAGCACUUUGAUCUGGAUCUGGCUGAUGUGAACGACUCUACUAAGGGGGCGGAGGAUGGUGAUGAUAUGAUACUUUGUGAUCAUCUUGAUAAAGUUGUGGGGCAAUUGCUGGGGCUCAAAGGUGGAAAGGUGGAUAUAAUAUUAGAUAACAGUGGGUACGAGCUAUUUGGAGACAUGUGUCUAGCAGAAGUGCUACUGCGAACUACACAAGUAUCCUCUGUUACCUUCCAUAUGAAGAGUAUACCCUGGUUUGGGAGUGAUGUUACUGAGGGUGAUAUGAAGUUCAUGUUGGACUCCCUCAAAGAGAGUAACGACACGUCACUUACCAAGCUAGGUAACCUCUGGGAAACAAGGUUUGCUGAAAACAAGUUUAUUACGACUGAGCACGUGUUUUGGAACUCACCGUACGGUUUCAGCCAGAUGAAGACAGUCUCUCCGGAUCUGUAUUCAGAUCUCACUAAAGCAGAGUUUCUGUUCUUCAAAGGAGAUUUGAACUACAGGAAGCUAGUAAAUGACAGAAUGUGGCCCUAUGAUACGAGCUUCACUACAGCUCUAGAGGGAUUUAACCCUGCUAAAUUGUGUGCUCUCCGGACUAUAAAAAGUGAUUCUAUUGUUAACUGUGAUUCCAGUAGGGUAGAGAAAAUAGUGGAGGAGGACAAGGUUAAAGAUAAACUCUUCUGUGGGGCAUAUGCUUUGAUCUCCUCUAAUAUUGCGUGAUUUGAUCUCCUCUAAUAUUGCGUGAUUUUAUCUCCUCUAAUAUUGCGUGAUUUUAUCACCUGCAACAUUGCGUGAUUUUAUCGCUGUUUCUUUUACGGUUUUGCGCCUUCAUCUCAUUUUGGUUGCAUUUUUUAUUUCAAAUACAUUUUAUAAUAUUGUUGCGAACUUUCGAAUUUGAAAUUAAUUGUUCCUGAAAUCUUUAUUUUCCCAUUUAAAAAAAUUUAAAAUAUCUAGAUCCUCUAAACUAAUGAGUAUUGGUUGCUGUAUUAAGUUACUUGAUACAUUCACCAUUGUAUUUGUAAAUUGUUUUUGUUGAAUACGGAUAAUAUGCUACUUUCUGUACUGUUGUGUUAACAUAAAGUUGUUAUUGAUGAGUUACCCAAUCUUGUUUCGCAUCCAAAUUUGUGU